CCGCCCCCUCCAUCAUGGCGGCGGCGGCGGCAAAUUAGGGCAGAGCCCGCGCUCACCGGCCGAGCGCGCGCGCGCGCGCCCCCCCCCUUCCCCACCUCACCCCACACACACACACCCACCACACACACACACACACACACCGCCCCCGGCGGGAGCGACCCGCGAGCGGCGGCCGCUCCUCCGCCGCCUCCUGUUCCUCCCCGCGGCGCCCGCAGUCUUCCCGGGCUCCCCGGAGCACUCCUGCCGUGCCCCACAAGGACACUGCCGCCUGCCCGCCAACCUGAUGGCGUCCGCUACUGCUGUGCCUGUAGGAUUCCACUAUGAAACCAAGUACGUAGUGCUCAGCUACCUGGGGCUCUUAGCACAGGAAAAGCCGCAGGAGCAUCCUCCUCCUCCUCCUCCUCCUCCUCCAGCUCAAGAGGCUCAACAACAGCUUGUGGCCCAACAUGCUUUGGAGAAAGAGGCUUUGGAGAAGAUCAAAGUAGAAAUCGAGGAGGAGCUAAAACGUCUCGAUGAAGAAAUCUUGGAAGCAUUUACCACUACAGGAUUUGACUGCCACACUUCCCCAGUGUUCAGCCCUGCUAAUCCAGAGAGCUCAAUAGAAGACUGCCUGGCUCAUUUGGGGGAGAAAGUGUCCCAGGAGUUGAAGGAACACCUGCACAAAGCACUACAGACCUUGCUUAGCAAGCCGGUGACAUAUCAAGAAUAUCGAGAACGCACACAAGAGGCAGCUGCUCAUGCCAGUGGAUGGAACAAGGUCUUGGUGCCCCUGGUUCUGUUACAACAGUUUCUGAUGGAGUUAACCAGACGGGGUCAGGAACCACUGAGUGCCCUUGUGAACUUCGGGGUGACAUAUCUAGAAGACUAUUCUGCAGACUAUAUCAUUCAACAGGGAGGAUGGGGGACAGUCUUUACUUUGGAAUCCGAAGAGGAAGAGUACCCCGGGCUCAUCGCAGAGGACAGUAAUGACAUCUACAUCCUGACCAGUGACAACUCAGGCCAGGUGAGCCCCCCGGAGUCCCCCACCGUGACCACGUCGUGGCAGUCGGAGAGCCUGCCCGUCUCCCUGUCGGCGAGUCAGAGCUGGCACACGGAGAGCCUGCCAGUCUCCCUGGGACCCGAGUCCUGGCAGCAAGUGGCUAUGGAUCCUGAAGAAGUCAAAAGCCUGGACAGCAACGGAGGGGGUGAAGAGAGGAGUGAGAACAACUCUUCCAACUCCGAUAUUGUUCACGUGGAGAAGGAAGAGAUACCGGAGGGGAUUGAGGAAGCAGUGGUGGCAGCUGGCGCUGCAGAGACCACGCAGGCGGCGUUUCCAGAAACCUCUGCUUCUCUACAGGAAGCAAAACCUCCAGCUGAAGUUGCUGCUGUUGAAAAAGCACAUCCCUCCGCACUUCUGCGUGCAAAACAGGAGGAAAAGGGAAAAGCGGCCGAAGAGCUUGUUGAACCUGAAAUCCCCGUACUAAGUAAACCUGUCCCAAAGUUAGAGCCAUCAGAAGAAAAGGCUGCACCAGAACCUGAGAAAAUACUGCUUCCAGGGGAAAAAAAAGUGGGGAAAGAGGGCCAUUUGGAAGAAGUGGAAGAGAAAUCCUCUGCUGCCGAGGAGAAGCCUAUUCUAUUGCCGGAAGGGAAAUCGAUACUGCUGUACGGCGGGGCUGCCGCCGUGGCUAUAUUGGCUGUAGCGGUCGGAGUAGCGCUGGCGCUUAGGAAAAAGUAACGGAGCUCUCUUGAGGAGGAGGAGGAGGGGGGAGAGACAAGAGAGCACCAUCCAGUUUUUUGUAGUUGUGUUACCUAAAGGUUGAGCUGCCUGCUGUUUAAUUGGACAUUCGAGUAACUUAAUGGUGAUGGGGUGAGGUUGUUCAAUAAGCCUCCAGCUACGGACAAUCAUGUUUUUAGUAGAAUUGGGGCGGGGACUGGUUUUUCGUGAUUAAAGUACUGGGGUAUUUUUAAAAAAAAAAACAAAAAAAAAAUUCUGCAAAUUUAAGAACUUAAGUGCAGGUGCUGAAGAAAGGGGUGCUCAUACUCUAGGAACUGGAACAGAGAAUCCCCAGGGGAAGGGGAGAGCCAGCUGCUGCCAACCCCUGGAGUUUUUGGCUUCUCAGACUGACCGCUAUUGCAGCUGUGCUGUCUUGUCACUUCCCGUCGCGCCCCAGAGCCCUUCCUAACAAACAUUAGCCAACCUGAGUCCUGUAGCGAGAGGCUGGUCUCCCUUUUGUCUCGGCUUCCUCUCAGGUACAGCACUGCUCCUCAUAACCUUCCAGGUUCCUCCUAAGCCCCGGUGGGACAGUGCUUUUUUUUACCUCUUGGCUCACACUGGUUUUGGCCCCUAACGUUUACUGGAGCCCCAUCCUGUGAAGAUGCUGCCUCUCUAUUGCUGUAUUAUCUCUGAGCAUCCUGGUGUUCCUGGGGUAGAGGUGCUGCCCAGGAGGGUGGGAGGGACACUGCUGGUUUGAGAACCCAUUUGCUUUCCUCCUGCCCGGCCCACUUACUGCGACCCCUCAGUUACCAGAGGUGCAAAAUUCAUGCUGGACACGGUGCCGCUUGGAUCAGUGCUCUGAUCUCCGGGGUACGUCAGCGGUAAACGCUCUGCUGUCCUGUGUCACGCUGCAGUCUGCAUUGUCUUUCCCAAGUUAAGCACAGAGUGUAUUUAGUCCUAACUUGGUCUUGCCUGUGACAGAAUCCCAGAUAUAUAAAGCAAUGGAUUCUAGUGAGCAAAAGAGCAUUAAACAUCUCCUCUAUCUGCUUGUUCCUGACCUGACCUGGAGCGCUGGUCAGUGCGAUUUCUUUUGCAGCGGUGAAUCUGUAAUCAUCUAAACUUACAGGUUCACAAAUGCUGAGAAGAGUUACUUAUGGCAAAAAGGAAACCCCUCUUCCUGCAGUCACAACACUUCAGGUGUGUGUGGAGAGAAACGUUUAAAGUAUUGCCAUGCGCGUUAGUCAGAUCCAGCUACAAGCCUUCCUCUUUCAGCAUGUUUGUGUGUCUGUCCAUGUCCACUGCAGCUCUGUAGGCAAGACCUUGGGCUUUCCAGGCAGAACUAUGGAUGCAUCUCUGAAGGCUGGUGCUGGCACUGUGGCUUAGACCAGCUGGAGGGAGGUGAAGGGGAACUCGCGAUAAUGUAGAAACCGAAACAUGAGCUUACGGGAAUCUUACUCUUCACAAAGCACAAAGACAAGGUACUUUUAUUUCUAAAUAACCUUAUCUAGGGUACAUCUCCUGAUGAGCCUGUUACUUGAGGGAUCUCAGAAUGAAGAGAUUUUAGCAUAUUCUCUAUUUUAGGAUAUUCUUGCUGCAUUUUCCUAUCCCAAGAUGCUGGAAAGUUAGUCAGAGAGUGUCAGAUUCUGAGGAAUUAUUUUUGGUUAAGCUUUUGUGAGAAUGGAUUUUCUAGAAAACUUACUGGAUUUUGAACUCUGUGUGUGUGAAGUCGAAUAUUGAGAGGAAGGUUGUCACGUAUGUGCUGCCACUGUGGACUGAACUCGGGAGCUGUGGAGUUCUGGACUUUACUGUUGAUCACUGAUGGCUCUUUUUCCAUAUACAAAACUUAGUCGUUUGGCCUUAACAGAAAAAAAAACCACAAAACCCUUUAUAACAUUGCAAAGUGGAAUUGACUUUUUUGCCAUUUCCUGGUAGUCUCAUUGCUGUGCUUUCCUGCCAGGUCAGUUGGGAUAGGGCUGCCCCUCUCCUGCUGCUUUGCUGAUGGCUUUGGGUUCUUCUCCGGGAACGUUCUCUGUGGGAAAAGGGCUGUUCUGAACCUGACCUACAUCCUCUCCUUACUGAAGACGCUGAGCCUACAGCUGGGACAUCCCCAGCUGUCGCCACACAGCAGGUUACUCUAAAGCAGAGAUGGAUUCUGUGGACACUGGAUAAUUUGUGUAUCAAGGGUGGGGUGCAGACAGGGCUGGUUUUACUUUAACUCUUCUCUGGAUGUGGUUGUUUCAGUGUUAGUGUGGGAGAUCAGUAGAGGACAGACAGGAACAAAUCCAGGCUGGCUAGGGAAGAAGUCCGUAACUUGUUGGCACAAGGAGCCCAGCAGGGCAUUAAAUAGAAAGCAUCUUCUUCCACACAGCAGUGAGAAGGUGGCAGCAGGAGUAAGGAAUAAGUGACUGUGUUAAGUCUUUUGCCUGACCAUGAAAAUGCUUGAAUAUCUGGUGUGUUACCACAUUUAAUGGAGGAUCAGCUGCACCGUAUGUUUUUGCUUGGUCCUUCCUCUAGAAUAUUCUUUUCCUCUAAGGGUCUUUUAGAUUUGGCAAGUCAGCAAGAAUUUGUACCCUCUUCUCCCCCACCCCACUGACCACAUGUUCAGAACAUUGUGAGUCUCUUUCCUCUGGGAACACUCCGUUAGUUAAAAAGGUCAGUUGAGGGCUUGAAUUCUGCUGAAUUUGGAGUCCUGUGGUCAGAGCUGGGACAGGCCCUGUGAAGUCACCAAAGGGCAGGUAAGGUCAGAGGGCAGCGUUCCUGCAGACCUGAGUGACAGGCUGCCCUGUCAGAGUGUGAAUUAGAAAAUGGAAGGGGUUUUUCCCCUCGUCUUCAAGUAUAUUGCAGUAAUCCUACGCUGCAGGGUCUAACUACCCCGAAAGGUGGGAUGCAACCUCUCUUUAGUGGAUCUCUUGUAGCUGGCAGAGGGAAAGGCAGUAGCUCUAUACUUACAAAAGGGCAACUUGCGUUGCAUAUCCCCUUCCCAAAAGUGCCUCAAUAUCUGUCCUCGAGUGGCCUGUACCUUAACAAAAUAUCUACCUUAGACCCAUUCUGUCUUCACUUUAUCCUUAGCACACCCUAAAGCUGAGAUGCUAAAACAGCAGCAGACGAGAUCUACAAAGAAGUGGUAAAUAGUUAAUGAACUGCAGUGGGCAGCGUGCUCAGUAAGGAGCUGUCAAGGAAAAGGCUUUCAAGAGAAGGUGCAAAUUAAAUUUCAGCUGUGCUUAAUUCUAAGCUAUGCUCAGUUGGGCAUUGUGGCUGGGAGAUGGGCAGGGGCUUUCUUCAGCUGGCACUGCAGGAACAAGAGGCUGGGAGCAAAGACCAAACCCCAGAAUCCCACUGUUACCCAAAAGCCCAAAGUGCAGACACAGAGCCACGUCCCUGCCUGUUGUAGCUGCCCUGUGUGGGGUGGAGCCUGGUGGACUCCUGCCUCCCGACUCCCUUCACCUUCACAAAAUCCAGCUGUGGGGCUGGAGGUGGGGCAGCAUGACAGUACUGAGCUGCUCAGCUGGCCAAAACAGGAAUAUUACUUGGUACAGAGAGAGAGGGCACAGCUUGAAUACUUAAAGUUUUGGUUUUCACUGGGCUGGGUGGGUGCUGAGAGGGGUUCUCAGGGUGGUAAUUCGGCUGCUGAAAACUACAGAAAAUAAUCUGAGAUGCUAGGGCUGGCCCAACCAAACAAUCUGGAGCCAAGAAAGCAGCACUUCUGCAGCCUUCUGUCCAUUAAGAUGUGAAUCUUGGAGCAGCUGCUGCUCCAGGUCCUCACCAGUCCAAACAAGCUCCUGGCACAGAGCCGGAUGAUGCAGCGGGAGCGUGGUCUCUGUUCAGUAUUGCACCUGCUUUUGGACACCAGUUUAGAUUCUGGCUGGAGGUGAAGUGCCUGUUGUGGUGGUGUUUGCAGUUGGUUGUUUCUUUCCUAACAUGCCUUCUGGAGAGCAAAUUAGUACUAAGGAAUCCAUCCUUGCUGUUUGUGAGGGCUUGAUUUUUCAUCCUGGCUGGAAGCUGCACUCAGGCAUCUGCAGCUCGAGGGCCAGGUGAAAGCUG
Messenger RNA from Neopelma chrysocephalum (saffron-crested tyrant-manakin), 5734 nucleotides. RefSeq names its product BCL2 like 13 (gene BCL2L13). The transcript has 7 exons. Gene Ontology annotation, cellular component: mitochondrion. The record is from RefSeq and is a predicted model, not a curated record. Gene Ontology annotation, biological process: apoptotic process; regulation of apoptotic process. NCBI's taxonomy places the organism in Eukaryota, Metazoa, Chordata, Aves, Passeriformes, Pipridae. Bases 284 to 1714 code for a protein of 476 amino acids.